Molecule: messenger RNA, 435 nt
Organism: Mucor velutinosus
Lineage: Eukaryota; Fungi; Mucoromycota; Mucoromycetes; Mucorales; Mucoraceae
Product: Septin spn4
Exons: 3
Coding region: 1-435 (144 amino acids)
Source: RefSeq, a predicted model, not a curated record
AUGAGAUUUGCUUUUACUAUCCUUUUGGCCCUGGCCUUUAUCCAAUUUACCUUUGCAGAUGUCUUUUCUCAAUUACAGUUCAUGAAGAUUACAUCUCCUACAAGUGGUCAAAGUAUCAGAGCCGGUGAAAAAGUGCUUAUUAAAUACGUGAUGCAGCCUUUAGUGUAUAAGGGGACUUCAAAUGGUUAUGCAAAGUCGUUGAAGAUCAACUUCCACAAGAGAACAGGAAAUCAAAAGGAAGGAUUACUUGAGAACAUCUAUCCUAAAUGUCCAGUAACUGCUCAAAAUGACAAAUACAAGACUCACAGCUACUACUGGACUGUUCCCGAAGGCACUGCCCCUGGCUCUUACGCCUUUGAUUUCGUUGAGCUUGUUCAACUUCGCCGUAGUCAAAUGACAGUAUCAGAAACUGUAAAGGUCAACAUUGUCGACUAG